GGUAACAUCUUGGCGGGAGUUUUCACAAAGUUGUGACAAUUCUUGAGUAUUUUUGGAUUUAGUAAGUUACUGCCAUGGUGAUACGUGCUAUUUAUGGAUGCUGUAACACAGAAAGGGACAAUGUUUGAAGUGAAAAGGUUAGCGUUUAUCGUUUCCAUAAAGAUCCCAAAAUGCGUAGGAAGUGCGUGAACAUUAGCAGAAGUCACCAUAAGUAAACACCAAAAACGCACGAGUAUGCUCGGUUCAUUUUCAACAACGAUUAUGCAAGAAACCUGAGGCAAGAAUUGCUUAACUAUUGCCCUGCAAAUAGAGGAAAAUUGAAGGAUGAUGCCAUACCGAACCAACGUUUACCUCUGCAUGAUAGUGCCACUAAUUAUUUAGGAUGAAGGUGGAGAAACCCGUGAUGCGCCAUCUGCCGGCCGACUGGCAUCGAAACAACGCCUCCAUACGCCAGGGCAGCGAGGAUACCAGGACCACCUCCCACAACUUACGCCACGAGUCGACGCAUUUCCGCAACGAGACGACCAAUAAGACAUGGUGGGACAACUUCGACAACACCACGAGACUUCAGGAUCGCAUCUACGAAGUUCGAAGAGUCACAGAAGAUCUCCAGAGGUCCCUCUCCCAGGUUUUGGAGGAAAUAGCAAAGCUGGAGAGAGCGAAAGAGACGACUGAAGCUGAGCUGGAGGCUCGCGUCCUCCCUCUGAACACCGCCCUCGAGUGCCUCACGAUCCGAGAGAGGCGGCGCGAGGGUGACCUCGUCAAGGAUGACCCCGAGAUCGACCUUCACAAGGAGGUUCGAAUGCUCGAGAAUUCUCGGGCGGAACUCGAGAAGGUCGUCCUCGAGUCCGUGUCCCACCUCCGGGUUCUUCACGACGCCAAGCAACGUCUUCAGGAUGAUAUUAAAGACAAGCUGGCAGCUCUGGAAGUAGACAAAGCACAGGAAGCCCUCACAGAACAUUCUCCUGAGAUUUCCUUCAAGCCUGAACCUUUGCGGGUUCCCAAAGGAACGAUCCUUCCUGCCGACUGGCUAGAUCAUCCACUGAAAAACAUGGCGGUGACUGAAACAGCUAUCAAGGACUCUCAGGCUCUCAGGGACAAAAUGUGUGUAACGAUCCAAGUAAGAUCUUUUACACGGCAACAGACUGCAACAGACUACGCUGUCCGUCGACGCCUCCACCAGGAGAUUCGUGCACGAGACGAGCUGCAGUGGCAGAAGAAUUGCUUGCUGGAGGAGAUACGCGCACAGGAAAAGGAGAUUUCAGACCUCGAGGAGCAACUGAGGGCUUCUUCCCUCCCGCUGAAGGUGGCCCAGACGAGGCUGGAGGGCCGAACUGCCCGGGUCCGCUUCGAUCUGGUGCGCGACGCCCCUCAGGAUGGUCUCAUGGCUGAAGUAGAACACCUGACGGAGACGAGGAACUUACUCAGGGAGAAGUUGGCAAGAGCUCUGGACGCCCUCCACGCCCUACAGCGGCAUCUGCGGACAGUCGACGUCGACCUAGGCAGGAAGUGCCUUUCAGUCAGUCUAGAACAGAAGGUGCAGGGGGCCAGGCAGGCCCUCAAGGACAGGGCACCGCCGGAGACCUUGACCCAGGCUAACCUUACUCUGACGGGAUCUCUCAGGGCUCAUCCUACUCAUAUCCUGUAGGAUUUUGUAGGGCUAAUAACUAGAUUUCAUAAAUGAUUUUUUUAAACAAACAAUUUAGUGAUAUGAACAGACAAGCCAAAGAACAUUUAUAGUAUAUCUAAGGGUAUCGUAA
Molecule: messenger RNA, 1760 nt
Organism: Macrobrachium nipponense
Lineage: Eukaryota; Metazoa; Arthropoda; Malacostraca; Decapoda; Palaemonidae
Product: tektin-2-like
Exons: 10
Coding region: 383-1648 (421 amino acids)
Biological process (GO): cilium movement involved in cell motility; cilium assembly
Cellular component (GO): microtubule cytoskeleton; nucleus
Source: RefSeq, a predicted model, not a curated record